This is a messenger RNA of Cariama cristata (Red-legged seriema), 3673 nucleotides long. RefSeq names its product unc-51 like autophagy activating kinase 2 (gene ULK2). Lineage: Eukaryota; Metazoa; Chordata; Aves; Cariamiformes; Cariamidae. The record is from RefSeq and is a predicted model, not a curated record. The coding region runs from base 139 to 3048 and encodes 969 amino acids. Gene Ontology annotation, cellular component: cytoplasm; autophagosome. Gene Ontology annotation, molecular function: ATP binding; protein serine/threonine kinase activity. Gene Ontology annotation, biological process: autophagosome organization; peptidyl-serine phosphorylation; positive regulation of autophagy. The transcript is spliced from 26 exons.
AAAACUGAUUGGGAAGUAGCCAUAAAGAGUAUUAACAAAAAGAACUUGUCAAAGUCACAAAUCCUGCUUGGAAAAGAAAUAAAAAUCUUAAAGGAACUUCAGCAUGAGAACAUUGUAGCUCUGUAUGAUGUCCAGGAAAUGCCCAAUUCUGUCUUUUUGGUAAUGGAGUACUGCAAUGGUGGGGAUUUGGCAGAUUACUUACAAGCUAAAGGAACUCUUAGUGAAGAUACCAUCCGAGUGUUCCUCCAGCAGAUUGCAGCAGCCAUGCGCAUUCUGCACAGUAAAGGAAUCAUUCAUAGGGAUCUUAAACCACAGAAUAUUUUGUUGUCUUACACCAGUCGUAGGAAGUCAAGUGUCAGUGGCAUACGCAUCAAAAUAGCUGACUUCGGUUUUGCUCGUUAUCUGCAUAGCAACAUGAUGGCUGCCACUCUAUGUGGUUCCCCUAUGUAUAUGGCCCCCGAAGUGAUUAUGUCUCAACAUUAUGAUGCUAAAGCAGACCUGUGGAGCAUAGGAACUGUGAUUUAUCAGUGUCUUGUUGGAAAACCACCUUUUCAGGCCAAUAGUCCUCAAGAUUUGAGAAUGUUUUAUGAAAAGAACAGGAAUUUGAUUCCUAGUAUUCCUAGGGAAACAUCAGCUUAUCUGGCUGACCUGCUGUUGGGUUUGCUUCAGAGAAACCAAAAAGAUAGAAUGGACUUUGAAGCAUUUUUCAGCCACCCUUUCCUGGAUCAGAUUUCAACAGUCAAAAAAUCUUGUCCUGUACCAGUGCCCACAUAUGCAGGCUCAGUCUCUGGCAGUUCCUGUGGUAGCUCUCCUUCAUGCCGUUUUGCUUCUCCUCCAUCUCUGCCAGACAUGCAGCAUAUUCAAGAAGAAAACUUGUCUUCCCCUCCAUUGGGUCCUCCUAACUAUCUUCAAGUCUCUAAAGAUUCUGCCAGUACCAGUAGCAAGAACUCCUCUUGUGACACAGAUGACUUUGUUCUUGUCCCACACAAUAUCUCUUCAGACCACUCAUAUGAUAUGCCAUUGGGAGCAGCUGGCAGGCGGGCUUCAAGCGAGUUCUUGAUGUGUGGAGGGCAUUGCCAACCUUCAGUAUCCCCCCGCAGCGAAACAGCACCUAUCCCGGUUCCCACUCAGCUACGGAAUUACCAGCGCAUAGAACAGAACCUCUCCUCUACUGCCAGCCCCGUGUCAAACCCCCACGGAUCACCAAGAGCUGGAGUUGUGAGACGCUCAAAUACUAGCCCAAUGGGCUUCAUGAAGAUGGGCUCCUGUUCUCCAGUACCAGCUGACACUGCACAGGGUGUUGGGCGCAGGUUAUCCACAGGAUCUUCUAGACCAUAUUCUCCGUCACCACUAGUUGGAACCAUACCUGAGCAGCUUGGACAUUGUUGUUGCGGUCAGCUUCAAGGACAUGAAUCAAGGAGUAGAAACUUCUCAGGUUCUCCAAUACCACCAUCUCAGUCUCCACAGUCACUUUUGAUGGGAGCGAGGUUGCAGAGUGCUCCUACUCUCACAGAUAUUUACCAAAACAAGCAGAAGCUCAGAAAGCAGCAUUCAGACCCAGUAUGCCCAUCCUAUGCUGGGUAUGGAUACAGUCAUUCUCCACAGCCAAGCAGGCCAGGUAGCCUGGGAACAUCACCUACCAAACAUAUGGGAUCGUCACCGAGGAGUUCAGACUGGCUGUUCAAAAAUCCAUUACCAACCAUCAUUGGCUCUCCUACUAAGGCAACAGCUCCUUUCAAAAUACCUAAAACUCAGGCAUCCUCAAAUUUGCUGGCCCUGGCUAAUCGCCAGGGCUCGGUAGAUACACCGUUGCAGCCUAAAGACAUCGCUGACCCAAGGGAUUUCACGCACUUCCACUUGACCCCGGGAGGUGAAAAGCAGGCAGGAGAACAGCACAGUAAAACUACAUUCGGCAGGUCUGUUAGUACUGGGAAGCUAUCAGAUCAGCAGGUAAAGACUACCCUUGGUGGCCAGUUAUAUCAAGGCAGUACAGACAGCCUCAAUACAGAGCGACCAAUGGAUACAGCUCCAGCAGGGGCCUAUGGAAUUGCAAUGGCACCUCCUUCCAUGGGAAGCGGGGCAAGUUCUCGGGCUGUCAUGUUUACUGUUGGGUCCCCCCCCAGCAGCGCCACCCCUCCUACCUGCACCCAUAUGGUCCUCAGAACAAGAACCACCUCAGUUGGAUCAAACAGUUCUGGAGGGUCUCUCUGCUCUACUAGUGGCCGUGUAUAUAUGGGCUCUCCUCCUGGUAUUUAUAUGGGUUCUUCUCCUCCGGGAGCCGAGGCAGCUCCAAGUCUGAAGUACAUGCCUUAUGGUACUUCGCCUCCCAGCUUAGAGGGCUUUAUCACUUUUGAAGCUCCUGAAUUGCCUGAGGAAACUUUAAUGGAGAGAGAACAUACAGAUACACUGCGUCAUCUAAACAUGAUGCUGACAUUUACAGAAUGUGUUCUGGAUCUGACAGCAGUACGAGGAGGAAACCCAGACCUGUGUACUUCUGCUGUAUCGCUGUACCAAAUUCAGGAGAGCAUAGUUGUUGAUCAGAUCAGCCAGCUAAGCAAAGAAUGGGGACAAGUAGAGCAGCUGGUGUUGUAUAUGAAAGCUGCCCAGUUACUAGCAUCUUCUCUGCAUCUUGCCAAAGCACAGGUCAAAUCGGGGAAACUGAAUCCAUCCACUGCUGUUAAGCAAGUUGUGAAAAGCCUGAAUGAGAGAUACAAAUUCUGUAUUGGCAUGUGCAAGAAAUUGACGGAAAAGUUGAAUCGUUUCUUUUCAGACAAGCAAAGGUUCAUUGAUGAAAUCAACAGUGUAACUGCAGAGAAACUCAUCUACAGCUGUGCUGUAGAAAUGGUUCAGUCAGCAGCUCUGGAUGAGAUGUUUCAGCAAACUGAAGAUAUUACAUAUCGAUACCACAAAGCAGCCCUGCUGCUGGAAGGACUGACUAAGAUACUGCAAGACCCUGCAGAUAUAGAAAACGUACACAAGUAUAAAUCUAGCAUCGAGCGAAGGCUUUCCGCACUUUGCUACAGCACAGUGGCUGUAUAUGAGCAGUAGGAAUAUCCCGAGGACCAGAUGGUGUGAACAUAAGGGACCACAUCAGUAAUACUGCACUUUUUUCACUACAGCUUAAUUGUUGUCCUUGUUCUGCCCCAUGUGGAAGAUGAUUCUUACAUUUCUGUGGUGACUACCAAAGAAACAGCAGCAUAUUCAAAGAGGAGAAAUUCCAAAAGUACACUUGCCUUACCGAUCCAGCAGCUCCUUUUUCUUCCUAGCAACAGAAUUUAAAAGAAUCUCUCUUCACAUUUCAAACUGAUCCUUGUACAUGUGAUUUGAACUAGAAUGAUCAGGGGUUGGUUUUUUCCCUCAUGACGUUUAUAGAGAGUGGAUCCUUCUGCAUCAGGUACAAAAAGACAUUUCCCUCAGAAGAUUCCCUCAAAAGUUCGUGAAAAGUAAUUCUAAGUUGUCAGUAAAAUGUGGCAGAGUGAAUUUGGGAAACGCUAACCAUGUGCAAGUGCUGUUUGAAGCUUUAGGGGCUAAGCUGGCUGGUAUCGGAGCUCACAUGUUGUAAACAUGGCUCAGCUUGUCAUAUGAAGGGAUGGCGAGAAAGUGCUCUUUUACACAGGGGAAGGAUGGUAAUGGAAGAAAUUGCACUCCAUCUGUGAAAAAUCCCCAGUGGGUU